GACAGUAAAAGAGAAAAACGGCAAAGGUAGAGAGAGAAAGAAAGGCGAACGGCAAGAGAAGAGAUGGCAAGGAACAAACACAAAUGAGGAUUCAGGAUUGAAAGAGAAUAACAGCACGGUACCAGGAUGGAACUGGGAGCAACGCAGCGACCGACUGAUGGCAGCGACCGACUGAUGGCAGCGACCGACUGAUGGCAGCGACCGACUGGGAUCGUGUUGAUAAGAGCCAAGAGGAACCAAUCAACAAACACAGUCAGAAUGAGAAGAGACGCUGUGACUGGAUCUAGUCCUCCAUCCGCUGUCCUCCUUCUCGCUGUCACUUAGUGUCUGACAGGCUAACGCUCUGCUGGAUAGAUGUUUAAUUGGCUCUAAACACACAUCGAGAACAGAAAACAACCAGAAUUCAUAGCAUGUUGGAAAAUGACUGGAAGAUAAUUGGAGCUGUUGGAUCUAACUUACUGUCUACCACGGACAUAACCAGGAUCAACAAUGUAUGAUUACUACCAAGACAUGACAUGUCCAAUGUAAGGCUGGACGGACUUUUCAGAGAAUUUUUUUGCAGGAGUUUCAUUCUUUGAGCAGACUCCCCACUUGACUUUCUUCAAAACAUAAAGUUUAUGCUCCUGUACUCUACCAAAGAACAGAGACGAACAUGUGACAUUGAUCUACAACAUCUUCAUCAAUACCAGGUCUCUCGCUUUUUGAAAGAGUUUUUACCAUUUUUUUCUCAAUUUUGUGAAACAAAAGACUUCACAAUUCAUUCUUCAAGCUUUACACGUGCCUCCCACCAACCCCCAUCACCUUGGGACAGCCAGCCAAUCAUGGGCAAGCCACUUAGCCGUCCUGGAUGUAUCAGGAAGAGCUCUUGUUGCCUGGAGAAACACAGGGCUGGAGAAGGGGUAGUGGGAGGGCGAGAUGUUGGGAUGGAAGGAGGAUACGGAGAUGGCUACAUUCCCCAGCGAUCCAUUUACGACACCAUGUGCAUCAAUCAGCAAAUUGACAGCCAUCACCACCAUUCCAGAGGAUCAGUGAGGCGAGACGGAGGAGGAGAUGGGAGCUUUACCUACUCUGCAAGUGGCUCCCUCAGAGCCAGCAGGUCUCCAGUGGACAUGUUUGAUCCUCAGCCCCGUUCUCUAACUCCAAAUCCAUCCUUUGUCCGUCGGCUGGAUGAAAGAGCCAUCUAUGACUCACUGAAGCUCGGAGGACAGGACGGAGAAGAUGGCGGAUGCCACUCGCCGGGACACUUCAACCGAUCAGUUUCUCCCUCUGUGUCCUCAUUCUCAGCUCCAGGGGUCUCUUCCUCCUCCUCUAAAAAACACCACCAUCACCACCACCAUCACCAUGGAGACAGCACAAAGAGCAGAGACAGCCGACAUUCUUGGAAAGUCUUGGCACCUCCAAAACAUAUGGAAUGUAUGGAGCUAACAACGGCAGAGAUGAUAGACAGAGGAGGGUUUCUGAACCCAGGGCUUUAUCCUCCCGGGGGGCAAUCCUCAUCUCUCACUUCCCCACUGAUUUCCCCCUUCUCUGGCUCGCCCAUGUCAUCAGGUUACCACACUCCAGUUUUUUUCUCCCCAGCCAAACCCCGCCCCAGCCAGAGUCAGAGUUUACGCUGUUCACCUCCCCACAUCAUACAGCCAAGACAUUACUCCCAAACUCAGAGCCUCAGGCUGUCACCACCCCAUGAGCUCAGACGAUCGCCCUACAGGGCCCCACUCGUCCAACUGUCUGCUCAUGACCUUGAGCACGACCUGAGGGAGCGAGGAGGAGGGUGGGGCCGCGGCGAUCGUGACAGGGAGUGGGAGAGGGAGAGAGAAAGGGAGCUGGAGCGAGGCUGGGCACAAAGAGAGUGGGAGAGGGAGAGGGAGAGGGGGAGAAUUGAGAGGGAGAGAGCCCGCGAGAGGGAGAGGAGGGAAACUUCGAGUUUUGGCACCUUUGGUUAUGGCCAACCAGUCCCUCUGCGUUCAGAUUCAGUGUUUUUAGAACCCGACCACGGUCUGGACACAACGCCCUUAUUAAUUCCCCAGCCCUCACCAUCACCCUCCCCCAAUGCUGCCCCAAGGAUGGGCACUGGGGUAGUUGGCAGAAACAGGGCAGGGUCAAAGGUUGGUCCUGAUAGUUCAGGGGGAGGGUUGACCUCUAAAUUUGACAAUGGAAGUGUGAAUUUAGUGUUAGUUGAUAGCAAACCCGGAUAUGGGACAAGGAUGGUGAGUGAAGUUGUGACGGAACACAUGUCAGAUAUCGGAAUCCGGGAGGAAAUCCAAGAGCACUGCAGAGCUGAAGCCUGGAAGAGACAGGAGAGUGGAUCCAGGGGAUGUGUGAUGCACGGGUCUGAAAGGAGAAUGGGUUCCCAGGUGAAAACUACACCAGGGGGCCGAGAUCUGGAAGGAAAGGUGCAGUCGGGUGUAGAGAUCAAAGAGCGACGAGGAGAAACAAAGAAUGGACAAAAAAACGCUAAGGCUGUUCCAAAAGCAGAACCUGCAGAAGCCUUGCCUCCAAACAGGAGGAACACAGAAAUAUGGGCUGGACGUUCAGAUACAGUCCCGCAGGAAAUUGCACCUAUUUCUGGAAAAAAGCCAGAAGAAGACACAGGACUUGAAGAAAAAGUUAGUUCUCAAAAGACGGAGAAAAACAACAGGACAGAAGCAGAAGUUAAAACUCAAGUAAAUGAAAAAUCGGGAUCAGCAGUUGAGUCACGGGAGGAAACUAAAGUAGGAGUAGAUGUUAGAAGUGUCCCGGUGUCUAAGUGUGAGGACGGGCUCAAAUCUGGAGCUCACACUGUGACAGAGAUCGAAAGUAAAAAUGAGACCACAGUUGUCAGCAAGCCCGCAGACAGCUCACAGACCAAUGCUCAGGCGAAGUUAUCUGCCUCGGCUGAAGAUAAAACUGAAGUGGCUCCUUCAGGCCUAGAACAAAAGAAGUUGGAUGAGAGUUUGAAUGAUUUCAACCAGCCUCUGAAAAGUUCAAGAUCCAAGUCAAAAUCUUCCAAGUCCUGUUCCAGGACUCGUCCUGGAACAGCCACAGGGAUGCGACCUGGUGCGCUCAGCCCUCGGCAGAGCAAAAGAAUUGAAGACUUUGAGUCUAGGGGACCACCUGAAGGCAUCGAGUCCACAUGGCCUCGCAGGAUCAUGGUUCGAAAGAGAACUGUUCGUCAGGGAGGGGCCCUCCACAAUCUCCCAAUACUUCCCCCACUUCCUUCUGUAAUUUCAGCUUUAGAAAAAAGGCGUCCACACCUUCAUCUAGAUUCAGACAAACAGUCAGCAGGUAUGGUGGGCCGAUGCUCGCUGAGGGAGCCCUCUCAUCCGGAAACAGGACUCGGGAGCAGCUUGUUGGGCAGAGCCUCUCUGAGGGAGCAAAAUUUGGAGCACUGGAGAGUCUACAGAGACCAAGAAGAGCCCAGGAGGUCUAGAAGCAGGGAAAAACAAGGAACCCAAAGUAAAGAAUAUUCUGAAAAAGAGGAAAAGAAGGGGGAAAAUCCAGAGAAAGAAAAAAAAGCUGAGAAAGUUGGGCUGUUGGAAGGCAUUAAGAAGUCAAAGGUAGAGAAACCGGAAGAAGAAGAAACUCAAAACAGUUCAAACAGAAAAAAAGGAGAUAGAAAAAUGCAAGCUGUAGGGAUUAAAUCAGAGAAAGUAGAAGUUAAAGACAUAAAAGUUCAUGAUCAAACACGAGAGAAACCCGAUUUGGAUGAGGUGAUGGCCAUGUCACACAAAGACGAAAGUGAGGUGGAGGAAAGAGAAGGUGGGACUUCUGGGGAAGAAGAGGCGGUGGAGGGCUGGGAUGCAGUCCUGGAUAUGGUCAACACACUGUGGGACAAUUCCUGGGCAAAGCACGAAGCAGAAGGAGGAGGAGCCGACACGGAUUCUCUCCCAGGUUCCCUGCAGCGGUGGCCUCUGCUCCGGCCUCCAGUUGGGUUUGGGGGUUCACAUCCUCCCUCCUCCGCAGCUUCAGAACUGAGCCUGACCGAAUUAGAGAGGAGAGCCAGGGAACUGGACUCUGAUCUGGAGCACCUAGACCUGUCACAACCCCACAGGGACCCCCAGGAUUUAUACCAAACUCUGCUCGAGCCGCACAGGGAACGCGUUGCUAUGUACCAAACACACCCUGGUCCUCAAAGAGAGAAGGCUGCACUUCUUACAGGAGUGAGCAGCAGAUCCCAGGUCAGUUUGGAGCUCAAUGCGAUGGAGUCACCUGCAGUUGACAGUGACAAACUUCCUGCUGACUGGUCAGUGAAAUCUGGGGGUACUUCCUGUAUUGGCACUGGCUCUGCUAAAGAGGACAGCUCUCCUGACUCCAACCUAACGCUGGAAUCUGAUUCCAGCGGCGUGUUCCUUUCCUUAUCCAAUCAGAGUCAAGAGGAUGCUGGUUCAGACAGUGACCAGCCAGUCAGCGGAUCGGAGCUAGGCAGCAGUAACACAUCUCUGGAGAAAGACGGGGAUGAUGGAGUGCUAAAGGAGUGGGGAAGAGAGGAAAGUGCGGAGCUGCAGUGGUGCUAUCCCACACUCCUCGGCACCAUGUCGCAUGAAGACAUGCAGGAAGAUGGUGAAAGAUUAGAGUCUGAGUGUGGAAGUAUGGGGGUAGAUAAAGAGAGAGAGACGGAUGACAGGCAAAGGAAAAGUCAUAAGUUGGGUGUGGUUUCCAUCAGUAGGAGUAACAUACAGUACACAGGCCAGAAGGGCUUCAUAAAUGUCCCACAGAGUGAAAGAAAAGUGAACACAAUAGGAUAUGACUCCCCCCUAUCUUUGUCCCCCUCCAAACAAGCAGUCAAACACCUUUUAGAUCCCAACCAAAAACCAAUCAGAAGCUCCGGACUGGACUGCGGUGACCUGGAUCCUUUUGUGCAGUCAGACAGCUUUGUCUAUCUGGCGGUGUCAGCUCGACCGCCGUCAGGAGAAGAAUCUAAAGCAGUGACAGGGAUUUCCUCGCAGGAUAGUGAACGAGAACAUGUUCAGCUCAGUGCAGAGAGUACAAAAGCUCACUUCGGCAUAGCCAAUACAGAGCAGGACACCAAGCCAACCCACCUUGUUGCUCAUAAACCAGAGGAAGGAGACUUUCUGUGCACGGACAGUUUCGUCUACCUGGCUGCUCCAGCCUGCCUCCUGUUAGGCCCUGCAGGUUCAGCACCCUACAGUGGCAAGGAGUCCGACUCUGAGAGCUCUGGCUCUGGACCUGUCGACGUGUCGGUUCUGGGUUGUGGCUCUGUGGCAGGUGACAGCGACUGGGACUCAGACCUGUCCGACUCUGAUCCCAGUCGCUCAUCAAGAAUGUCAGCCUCCUGUAAUAAAUCCUCCGUCGUGGCUCGGCCCAAACGACUGCCCGUUGAACCCGACUGGGACUCGUCUCAAACUGAAUCUGAAGUGCUCCAUGAGAUGUUUACUGAGCAAGACGCAUCCACCACUGGCAACUCGGGGGUUUCUGGCGCCGCCCCUGCUGCAACAUCACCCAUUGCUAUGGAAACGGAGCCCGUCACAAGCACUGAGAAGCCAGCCUCGUCCCUGGAGCAGCUGUCAACCACAAAGAAAGUGACGUGGCAGUUUAAACCAGCCCACAGGUCUGUGUGCACAGGAAGCAGGAAGGAGAAGGAAAAUGAAUUCUCAUUGGGGAGGCUAAGAGAAAUAGAAGAUGGUGAGACAUCCAGGCCCUCGCCUUCCUCUUCGUCAUCAUCUUCGCCAUCUUCAUCAUCGUCUGGAUGAUUUCUGAAAAAAAAAAAAAACAGUUGUCUGACUCUUGGAGAAAAGCUCAGAGGCUGCAGUGCAGACAGGUAGAAAAAGUAUUUGUUGACUUGAAUGUUUCUUGCCUUUGCGUUUUGUAUUUUUGCUGCCAUUGCCUUCUUGGAGUUCGUAAAAGCUGCUUUAAACUUCUUACAUUUAGCUGACACAGUUUACUCUUUAGAAUUCAGAGGCUUAGACUCCACACGUUGGAAAACGGGACAUGGUACAUCAUAUAUUAAAUGUGAAGAAAACAGUUGGAGCUUUCUGUCAUAUAAACACGAGAUUCUCACAGCAACAGAGAAUGGAUUCCUUCACCAGAGUCUGUUGUUUGGUUCCAAAGUAACCAUCAACGUUUCGUCACAUCAGAACCUGUAAAGAAACGCAAACUGCUUUGGAAUGCGUUUCCCAGGAUCUAAUCAUUUAAAUUAAAUGAAUUCAAUGCCCCCCCAAACAUGAGACACUAACAGAGGUUUACAGUGUACAGAGUGUUUUUUAAUCUCAGUGAAUUUAGCAGUGCUUCUAUAAUAUAUAUUUUGAAAUAAACACAUAUUUAGAAAUAUACAUGAUGAAUGUGCAAACAGAAACAUGCUGAAGGACUGGAGAUCAGUGUUUUACCUAUGAAAUAAAAUGAAAUAGUGAAUGUGACAUUGAAGCAAUAUGCAUACGGAUACAUGCUAUAUUUUAUGUUUUGUAUGUGAAAAGUGUUUUUAUAACAACGGCUGUCUUUAGUUCUUUCUGUGCAGCCAGUUGUUGAUUGUAAAUACAACCUGAAGCACAUAUAGGAGUUUGGAGUGACUUGUUUUGAAGCAUUUAUCAGGUACUUUCGCUCCGAACAGCAAGAACAAGACUGACACGACUGACAGCCUUUAAGGAUUAUUGCAAAGGUUGACGGAGCUCAGGGCACAUCGGAUGAACGCUUUUGCUUCCCAGCACUCACAAUUCAGUUCUAUAGGUCAACGAGUUCACACACAGUUUAUCACAGACAAUCUGAAAGGAGUUUGAGACCCACAAUGACACAUUUGUGAGGAUUUAGGGUAAACGGUUGUUUUGUGGGCUGAGCCAUGACUGAUAUAAAAAAGGUUUUGAAGCUUCUCAAAUGCUCCUAAAAGUCCUAUUCUAUCCUAAAGGAAGCACAUUGGGAAAUGAUGGGAUCUUCCUACAGUU
Molecule: messenger RNA, 6872 nt
Organism: Oryzias latipes (Japanese medaka)
Lineage: Eukaryota; Metazoa; Chordata; Actinopteri; Beloniformes; Adrianichthyidae
Source: RefSeq, a predicted model, not a curated record